AUGAGCAACUGGCCCAUUUUCAUCACAGCCCCAGAGGCCCCAAUCAAGACAAUAAACAAAGCCCUUCUCCACCUAACAGACUACGAAUUCAACUGUCCUCCCCAAUGGACCCUACUACUCACCAGGGCCCCAACGGAACCAACAACACCCAGCAUCCCACCACUCCCCAUCGAAGAAACAGCCCCAACUGUCACCACCAAUGAAUUCGCCUUCAAAUCCCCUGAUGAGAUAUACACUUACCUCGACGAUCCAGUCACCCAAGGGCUAUUCAAGGAUAGGAAUCUAUCGACUUCGAAUUGGUUGAUCAUUGACCAGAAGGGUCUGGAGAUGGAGUCUUGUUUGUUGGUUGAGUAUAUGCUUCCUGAGGAUCGGGAGGAUGAGGAAGGGAAUGGAGAGGGAUAUCGGAUGUGUCGGAUUCCAUGGACGAGGGCGUGGGGUAUGUUUUGUAAUCUGGAUAUUGGGAAUAUGGGGUUUGAGGAAUGGGUGGAUGAGGAGAGGGGACCUGUGGAGGAGGAUUUUGGGGCGUGGGCUUGGGUGGGACCUUUUGAGGGGGAGGAUAUGGAGGAUAUGGAGGUGAAGAGGAAGAGGGAGGAGGCUGUUAGGAGGGGGGUUGAGGAGGGGUGGGCUUGA
Messenger RNA from Aspergillus caelatus, 630 nucleotides. RefSeq lists its product as uncharacterized. The record is from RefSeq and is a predicted model, not a curated record. NCBI's taxonomy places the organism in Eukaryota, Fungi, Ascomycota, Eurotiomycetes, Eurotiales, Aspergillaceae. Bases 1 to 630 code for a protein of 209 amino acids. The transcript is spliced from 2 exons.